AUGGCAGUUACGGAUGGGUUGGUGAGCGAGGGGGAGUUUCUAGACAUCACAGAGAUCAAGAGGCAGCAGGCCGAGGACUACGAAUGCAUCACCAACAAUGGAGUGGCUCCAGCUGAUCAGCGCAAGGUCAAGGUCACGGUCAACUACCCUCCGAUGAUCACAGACAUGAAGAACAUGCCAGCUCAUUUGGGUAAGACAGCCAUCCUGCGCUGUGAAGCCAUGGCGGUCCCACCAGCCUCGUUCGAGUGGUACAGAGACGACCACAGGCCGGUGGAGAGUGACAACACCCUGAGGAUCAAAAACGAGAAGACGCGCUCGCUGUUGCUUUUCACCAAUGUGACAGAGAAACACUUUGGCAACUACACCUGCUUCGCCUCAAACCGUCUUGGCGCCUCCAACGCCAGCAUGCUGCUGUUUCGACCGGGGGCCAUACAGGGGCGAGGGACGGCCCUACACGCAGGAAUGAGCGUCAGCGUGUGUGUCUGGGUUUCUCUCUUUGCUGCUCUUCUGCUGAAGGUGUAAAGACGGAGCGUCGUGUGGAAUCGUCCCUAAAAGCCCCCGAAAGCCCCCGACCGCCCGCCGUCCCUUCCUUCCUCCCUCCACGCCUCCCUCCCCCUCUCCCUCCCUCCCUCAACGGAAGGAAGACGGAAAUGAAAUUCUUUAAUUACGAACCCAUCACUGUGAACAAAAAGAAUAUGCAUUAUUCCAGGAGCCAUCGAGUCAUCGCAUCAAACACACGACCGUCUCACCCGCCCAGAACCCCGGCACCCUCAAUUCCACUUUGAGGUCAAAUCAUUGUCAUUGUCAUUAU
Molecule: messenger RNA, 811 nt
Organism: Paralichthys olivaceus (Japanese flounder)
Lineage: Eukaryota; Metazoa; Chordata; Actinopteri; Pleuronectiformes; Paralichthyidae
Source: RefSeq, a predicted model, not a curated record